Labrus bergylta (ballan wrasse) is the source of this 2316-nucleotide messenger RNA. RefSeq names its product phosphatase and actin regulator 3b (gene phactr3b). Gene Ontology annotation, molecular function: actin binding. Gene Ontology annotation, biological process: actin cytoskeleton organization. NCBI's taxonomy places the organism in Eukaryota, Metazoa, Chordata, Actinopteri, Labriformes, Labridae. The record is from RefSeq and is a predicted model, not a curated record.
UUUCCCCAGCACUGCUUAUUGGGGUCCAGGAGCUGCAGCUGCAGCGGUCCAGCCACAUUACAUCUUCUCCACCACUUGAUGCCGGUGACCUUGGCUGGCUGACGGAGAUUACCUCUCUCUCAGCCUCGCAUUGGGCUUUUUCCGCUCACAAUGGCAUCUUCAGACGGGCUGGAUGAGGAUUGCGUUUUGCAGCGGGGGAGAUCUCAGAGUGACCCGAGCAGCAUCACCGAGGUCCGCUUGGGUGAAGCGCACAGAGCAGAUGUGAUGGACCAGCAGAGGGCGUUGCAUCCAGGUUGCCUGGUCUCAGGGGUUCGUACGCCUCCCGUCCGUCGCAACAGCAAGCUGGCGAGCUUGGGGCGGAUCUUCAAGCCGUGGAAAUGGAGGAAAAAGAAAAACGAGAAGCUGAAGCCUUCAACGACGGGGGAGAAGAGGGCGGUUGUACGUCAGAAGAGAGAUGACCUCGUCAGGAGGAACCCUGGGGAGACAGAGACAGAGUCAGACGUUGCUUGUGGGGGAAACUCUGAAGAUCCAGACACCCCAAAUCACUCAGACGCUGAGGACCGAGACGAGGAGCUCGUGGCACCUCUGGCCAGCACCAAUGAAGAGCUGGGCAGUGACUUAGAGGCCUCCACAGUGCAAGACCUGAGUGAAGAUACAAAGACAGUGGGAGACCCCAGUCAGAGCGAGGAUGGAGAAGACGAGAGCACGUCAAUGAGCGACCCCAUCGACGAGCAGCCGACCGUGAAGGUGGAGUCUGUCGAAGCCAAACCCGAGGCGACAGGACCCCUGCCUCCGAGACGAGCCAGCACCUCUAUUCCCCCCAACAAGCCGGUCAAACUGCUCACCAGACUCGGCAGCCUGGACGGUGCUCCUCGGGUGCCGGUUAAGAAGUCCCCAGCCACCCUACCCAGGAACUUCACACUUCCCAAAGACCCCCAUGGAUCCCUGUUGAGGGCCAGGAUGUCCACACCCACUGGGUCCCCGCACCUGGGGACACUACACCAACAACUGCCCCCUAGCUGUAUUAUUGAGGAACUGCACCGCGCCCUGGCCAGCAAACACAGACAGGACAGUUUUCAGACAAAGGACUCGCGCUCAUCUCUGAAGCGGCGGCUCGACGGCCGUCUGUCCCGCUCGUCCAGCACGGAGAAGGAGCCGGCCGGGGAGUCGGAGAGCAAGAAGGAGUCGGACGAGAACAAAGAGAACUGGCGUCUGAACGAAUACUUGAGCGACCAGGACAGCUGGAACGACUCUGUGAUCUCCGGGACCCUCCCGCGCAGGAUGAGGAAGGAGCUGCUCGCCGUGAAGCUUCGGAACCGACCCAGCAAGCAGGAGCUGGAGGAUCGCAACAUCUUCCCCGUCCGCAGCGAUCAGGAGCGUCAGGAAAUCCGCCAGCAGAUCGAGACCAAGCUGGCCAAGAGACUGAGCCAGAGACCGGCAGUGGAGGAGCUGGAGAGCCGGAACAUCUUAAAGCAAAGGAACGACCAGACCGAACAGGAAGAGAGGAGGGAAAUCAAACAGCGGCUGAACAGAAAGCUGAACCAGCGGCCGACAGUAGACGAGCUGCGGGACAGAAAGAUCCUCAUUCGUUUCAGUGACUACGUGGAAGUGGCCAAAGCUCAGGACUAUGACAGGAGAGCCGACAAGCCCUGGACCAGACUCUCAGCUUCUGACAAGGCAGCGAUACGCAAGGAGCUUAACGAGUUCAAAAGUAACGAGAUGGAGGUUCAUUCUUCGAGCAAGCAUCUGACGAGGUUCCACCGGCCUUAGCAAGGUUUCUUCUGUGAAGAGUUGCUGAUUUCUGGUUACUGUCAGUGAAGGCUUUGCACGGAGUCUUCCAUCGGCCUGGCCCACAGUCAGUGGGUGUCCUGUUUUCUUUUUUUAAUGUCCAGCAAACCUUAGAGGCUAUGUCUCUGGAAAUGGAGCUGCGGGUGGACGAGGACGCAUGCAGAACGCUCCACUUCUGCUCAGAGGAACACGACCUUAAGCCUCGCUUCACCUCGUCAGCGGUGGGGCAGGAGGAAGCAAGCUCGUGCAUUCGCCAUAGACAAACGGAGACCUUUUUUUGUAAACAGACUCUUUUGAAAGACAUUCUUUUUGAUGCUACCACAGAGGGGAAACGUGCAUGUGACCGAGUCGCCCAGUCCCACUCCAGUAUCAGUAGUCACAUCCUCGAGCUGUGUCUGAGUCUCACCGACUCAGUAGAUGACGCGUUUCAUAUCAACGGUGUAAACAGAAACCUUGUCUGUGUAAAAAGACAAAAAUCCCUUUGUAAGCACUAUUUAUUGUCUGCACAAUACAAGUUUUCAAUUUGUA